AUGCAGCUAGAAGAGGUCCUGAUCCAAAAGGCCAAAAUCGAAGAGUUCCUUGGCGAGCUCGCUGCCGCGCAUCACAAGUACCUUCUCCAGAUACACAACCCCGACGUCCUCGACAGGCUGCGAAGAGACAUCCUCACAUGCUUCAGCGACAUCUGCAGGCUGCUGUCCAUCCUCGUGGCCGCGGAUGGCGAGGGCAGCGUUAGAGGGGAGAUCGACCGGCUGAAAAAGACCGCCUCCAAGCUCGACAGGCUCAGCCAGAGGGAGCGUUCCUUGAGGGCGCAAGCAGCAAACUGGAGCACCACAGCGCUCCACGAAGCCUCUCCGGAGCCGCCAGCGAAGCCGGCCGAGCGCCACGAGCUGCACUCAACAUACCGACUGUAUCUGAACAGGUACCUCGACGACGUAGGCGUAGCAAACACUUCCCUUGCCGAUGGGCAAGAAACGCGCGCUAGCCGCGAGUCCGAACCCGAGAAUCCCGCUCCAAUUACUGUGCUGAAAAGAAUAGCGCUGCUGCAGGCCUGCAAGGAGCGGGCAGACCGCGAAGUCAGCCAACUAGAGUCGCUUCUUGCUGCCUUCAAAAAAGACCAAGAGCUGGUCUCAGAAGAGAUGAGACGCCAGCAAAGCCACGUAGACAGCGCCAAACUCGCGCUCGAGUCCGAUCUCCAACACGUGCGUCACUCGCAGGAAAGAGUUCUGGCAAAACUGGGUAUUUCGGCCAAAACGAAUCGACAGAACGCAUCACUGCUAUCAAACUUCGGCACGCUGGGCCGUCGGGAAGGAUCGCCAGUGCUGCACGAUCAGCUGGGCUACGCAAAAAGUUAUCUCGAGACCAAGGAAGACGUCUUGGUUGCAGAUCUAAAGACUUUCAAGAACGAGCUACAUCCUGCAGAGCACUCCAGGAACACUUGGGAGGAUUCCCUUUCACAAAUAAGCAAGCUCGAAGCGUCAUUAAAGAGCAUCCUCAUCAGAAAUCCCGACACUCCGCCCCGGGUUUUGUCUACAGAAAUAAAUGCAGUUGUGGGUCAUCUAGAAGAUGCCUCGUCCGGCACAUCCUCUUCGCUCCUCAAAUACUGCCUUGGCAGCGAGAUAGAAGUCCUCAAGAAGGCGACCGAAGAGCUUGGCCCUCUCAGCACAAGGCAAUCCCCGCGACGGCCUUAUAAAGAGAGAGGUGGGACGCUCCUACUGAACGGCGCUUCCCGCCCACAAACUGGCCUCAAUAUAGAUAUCGUGACCUCCAAAGAAGCGCCAUUUACUCCCAACGGAUCGCCGAGCAUAGGUGAAAUCAAAAUGCAAAAAAAAGAGUGA
Lachancea thermotolerans CBS 6340 is the source of this 1305-nucleotide messenger RNA. RefSeq names its product Atg23p (gene ATG23). The transcript has a single exon. Lineage: Eukaryota; Fungi; Ascomycota; Saccharomycetes; Saccharomycetales; Saccharomycetaceae. The coding region runs from base 1 to 1305 and encodes 434 amino acids. The record is from RefSeq and is a predicted model, not a curated record.